UUUGUGCAAGAAAACUCUGUGUCCCUAUUUCUUCAAAUAACGACACUCUUUCCCUCUUCUUCUUCAAUUGCAAAAGAAGAAUUUGAGCAGCAGUGGAUUCAAUGAUGAACGACCUCAACUCACCACACUCGAUGGGAACCACCAUUAUCGGCGUCACGUACGACGGUGGCGUUAUUCUCGGAGCCGAUUCUCGUACCAGCACCGGAUUAUAUGUGGCGAAUAGAGCUUCCGACAAGAUCACUCAGCUCACAGAUAAUGUUUACCUCUGCCGCUCUGGAUCGGCUGCAGAUUCACAAAUUGUUUCCGACUACGUACGCCACUUUCUCCAUCAACACACGAUGCAACUUGGCCAGCCUGCAACCGUCAAAGUUGCUGCCAACCUUAUCAGAAUGUUAUCAUACAACAAUAAGAAUAUGCUACAAACUGGGCUGAUUGUUGGUGGAUGGGACAAGUAUGAAGGGGGUAAAAUAUAUGGAAUCCCUCUUGGUGGAACUAUUGUUGACCAGCCUUUCGCAAUCGGAGGAUCCGGGUCUACAUAUUUGUAUGGUUUCUUUGAUCAAGAAUGGAAAGACGGGAUGACAAAAGACGAAGCUGAGAAAUUGGUGGUUAAGGCUGUUUCUCUUGCCAUUGCUCGAGAUGGUGCUAGCGGCGGAGUUGUUCGUACAGUAAUUAUAAAUUCAGAGGGCGUGACUCGCAACUUUUAUCCAGGUGAUACGCUUCCACUGUGGCACGAAGAGCUUCCGCCCCAGAAUUCACUUCUAGAUAUACUCUCAUCAUCUUCCAGUCCCGACCCGAUGGUUAGUUGAGUCUACAGAGAAUUUAUCAAAAAAACAUUGAUGUGUUAUCGUUAAUAAACGGUUAAAUUCAUAAUGACUGGAUGUCUGUACAUUUGGUAUGUUUGAUUUUUUCUAAGUUUUCUAAACAUGAUAAUGUUAUCUUUUUGGUCACAAA
Messenger RNA from Helianthus annuus (common sunflower), 951 nucleotides. Its product is annotated as proteasome subunit beta type-6. Gene Ontology annotation, molecular function: threonine-type endopeptidase activity. Gene Ontology annotation, cellular component: proteasome core complex. The record is from RefSeq and is a predicted model, not a curated record. NCBI's taxonomy places the organism in Eukaryota, Viridiplantae, Streptophyta, Magnoliopsida, Asterales, Asteraceae. The transcript has 8 exons. Bases 102 to 806 code for a protein of 234 amino acids.